CGCGGCCGAUCUCGAGAAGUGGUAGCCGCCCAAGGCCCUCCUCUAGAAUACUUCGAAGCAGCAGAGCGUUUCGCGGAGGUGAAGACGUUCCCCGUCAAGCUCAAUAUCGUGAUCCAGGUCGUCAGGAGCCGCGGAGAUAUUCAGCCAUUCAUAGCGCUCGGAAAGGAGCUCCAGACGUGCUGCCACAGAUCCGACCUCGAGUUUUACCCCCACGGAGGAGAUCCUUCCGAAUUGAUGGCCUACAUGGUCAAGAACCCCGGCUUGAUCCCGAGCUUGAAGAGCUUGAAGGGCGGAGAUAUCCAGAUGAAGCGCAAGAUGGUCAAGGAAAUGCUCGAUGGAUGCUGGAGUUCUUGCAUCUAG
This is a messenger RNA of Colletotrichum orchidophilum, 360 nucleotides long. RefSeq lists its product as uncharacterized. Lineage: Eukaryota; Fungi; Ascomycota; Sordariomycetes; Glomerellales; Glomerellaceae. The record is from RefSeq and is a predicted model, not a curated record. The transcript is spliced from 2 exons. The annotation marks the transcript as partial.